Orussus abietinus is the source of this 2291-nucleotide messenger RNA. RefSeq names its product DNA-directed RNA polymerase III subunit RPC5 (gene Polr3E). NCBI's taxonomy places the organism in Eukaryota, Metazoa, Arthropoda, Insecta, Hymenoptera, Orussidae. Gene Ontology annotation, cellular component: RNA polymerase III complex; nucleus. Gene Ontology annotation, biological process: DNA-templated transcription. The record is from RefSeq and is a predicted model, not a curated record. The transcript is spliced from 8 exons. Bases 109 to 1608 code for a protein of 499 amino acids.
UCUACUCGGUCGAAGCUUCGAUUAUAAACGUGCUGGCCGAAAAGUGUUCGGGGUCUGAUCUCCCCUCGAUUUCGGGAAAUUAAUUAUUGUUCGUUGAUCUCGAGGACUAUGGAGGACGAUGGCGAUCCAGUAGUCAAAGAGAUACCAGUACUUUUAUCGAAGACGCUAGCUGACAAACUCUUCAUUUUCCAAUACCCGGUCCGACCUGUGAGGGAUGGGUACGACAAUGCAACGUUCUUAAAAAGUGCAAUUAAACUGGAGAACCAGGAAGUCUGUCUCGAGCUGUCUCUGGAUACAAGAAGCGUCAACUACGAUCGUAGCAAAGGAGAGCAGAUUACGUUGAAUGUUGAUGGAGGGUCGAGGAGCGACCGGGAGGGAGAAGAGCCCAUGUUCGACAGCCAAUUCAUGGACAAAAUUUCUUUGCACUCGUCCCGGGCGAUACCAGAUUGCUCCAAUUAUGCCGUGGGAGUAUUUCAGGAUGACGAAUUCCAUGUUACUCCACUAAAAGGAAUCAUCCAGCUUCGUCCACAGUUUACUUAUCUCGAUAAAAGUGACAAACGAGCCAAAGAAGAGGCCAAGAUCAUGGGAGAAGAAACUGUCGACGAGGAGGACAACGUGACGCAGGUUAACGUCACGUUUGCAAGGCAGAAACCUGAGUUUUUGAAAAAGAUGCGAGAACAAUCUUUCCAGCAUCAUGCCAAGAAAAGUUCAGAAGAGCCAUGGAUUCAGACAAAUUAUAUUUCCGCAUCAAGUCCUCAAGCUGAGUUAACCCGGCUAGAAAUGUUCUCUGCAUCUACUGAUGAGUCGGUGAAUGGACUUAACCUUAAAAGUCAGCAAUAUCUCGGACUCUUGGCUCCACCAAUGAAAGAAGAGCAAUACUCGAAAGCAAACAUUCCUUAUCAUGGAACGUCUCUCAGUUACAUACGUAUGCUGCCGUUGCUUGAUCAAGUUCGCAUUUUAAUGAAGGAUGCCAAAGUGAUGUCAUUUACCCAAUUAAGGUCAUUGCUGUCACCCGAUCAAGAAACCUCCUCGAUAUUAAAAUACCUGCAACAAGUUGCUGUUCUGGUGCAAGGGAACUGGGUCGUAAACAGUGAACUGAUUUAUCAGAAGGAUACCAUCUCAUCGCACAGUGGAAUACCUUCGGAGCUAAUGUGCAGGGCAAGGGAUUACGUGCUCUUGUCAUUCACUGAGAACGAGUACAUCGACCGAAGAGCGAUUUCUUCCAUAAUUAAAUUGCCUGCCGAAGAAAUCAGGGAAAUAUUCACAAACCUAGCGAAGCACCAGCCAAAGAAAGGUUGGCAGUUAAUUCUUCCAUCGAGCAAAGAAUUCAGCGAAAGGUAUCCAGAGAUAGCUCAACGUCAAGAGAUGUUUUGGGAGGCGAAGAGAAAACACCUGAGAGAAGCGAUGGGGACCCAAAGCCAAGUUCCACAGCGACAAAGAAGAAAGUCCAACAGGGAGUCGAUCGGAUCCGAGAACGAGGAGAGGAACAUUGGCCGGGGCAGAAAAAGUCUGAGAGAAUCUUCGGUGUCCGAUAAUGACAGUGCCACGGAGGGUGCCGUUAAACACAAGAAAGUCAACCGAUCCAGAAAGAUUUCGGAAACCACGUGACGAUAGCUUGACAAAAUGAGGUUAUGGUGAAAUUCCAAUUGCCUGUAGAGAGUCUUCGGUAGCCAAUUUAAGAGCUGCGAACCAGUCUCGAGGAAGCUAUCGAACGACUUCUUUCAUCGGAGCUUGAAAUGUUAUAGGGUAUUUCAGAGGAUUGUAUUUUUCAUGCUCGCGAAACUAUUGGUUCAUGGACAUGGUGUGACACGUUACGAGGACAUUAUUAAUCAAGCCUCCCGAUUGGUAUUCCAUGUCCGAAGCAUGAAGAGAGCUGUUCAGUGUCUUGAUAUGGGAUUUCUCAUCCCAGCCUGGCGUUUUGCAUUCUUUUUUAUAUAACUGGUAACGUUUCCCUGCAUCGAAAGCUACUUUUGGCAAUCGUGUCUAAUUAAGUUGACCAUUCGAGGGGUCGAGUGGUAUGAUAUUUAUUUUUUUUUUGUGAAGUUAGGAAAGACAAGGAGAGAUUCUUUUGGGUCUUAGAGCGAAUUCGUUUCCUAGGGUGUAAGGGAGCAUCGCCCGGGACCGACCAUGUAAAUUAAGUUUCGUAUUAUUCUUACGUACGUAUUUAUUAUGCUAACAAUUUAUAUCGUGUAAACUGUACAUACUGAGAGGGAGGGAAACUGAUAUUCAGUUGGCAAGCCCUUGUUUCAAUAAAGGAAAGGGCCGGUGGAGUCAGGCCGCGAUUCGUGCAA